Mycena citricolor is the source of this 857-nucleotide messenger RNA. NCBI's taxonomy places the organism in Eukaryota, Fungi, Basidiomycota, Agaricomycetes, Agaricales, Mycenaceae. The record is from the annotation of a GenBank genome assembly.
UUGGUAACAGGUUUCGUGGCAAAGUCGUUGCUGAACAUUUCAGCACUGCCGACCCAGCUGACACGAGCGCCGCCCGCGACCUGGAAGCCGGUGACAAGCCCAAGUUGGCUUCCAGCCCACAGGCCUUCGCCGCCCUUCUCUACGGUGUCAGCGAUAGCAUCUGCGCCGCUGUCUACGUCGGCAGCGAAGCUCUCGGCAGGGGCCUUGAGAAUGGGCACGAGCUGAGGGCUGUUCCCCAGAGCGUGGGGGACCCCGGAGAACCACACAGGCGUGUUCGAGGAGACGAUGUGCGAUGCAGGAACCGGGACGGGGACGACGGUCAGAGGCUCUUCGCGCUCAGGGAAGAACGAGACCAGUGGGGUGCUGGGCGGCGGGAGAAUGAGAUUGAACUCGGCUGCGAGAGACGCUAGAGGGGUCUGCUUUUGGGAGAGUGUGAGGAUGAGGUUCGUGCCGCUCGACGCAAGUUUCGUCUCAGGAAUCAACGCGUCGGACAACACGUACUUUUGGUUUCAGAUGAGAGCACGAUGAUAUGAGAGAACGUAGGAACGUCGAACUCAAAGACGGGCGGCGUCUGAUCCUUGGGAACGCGGAACGUCAGUUCAUAUCCCUGAUCUUUGAGACUAUCGAAGAAUAUACUGUAGUCCUUCUGCUUCGCUUCCUCAACUACGACGAGCACCGAGUCUCCGGUGCUGGACUUGGCAUGCAAAAGUCCUGACAGGCCGAGGCAGAAUACGACGAAGGUGAAUAAUGAUUGCAUGGGUCCGAAGUUCCAGCCAGCACGACAGACCGGAUGUCGGAGGCCAAAGAGAAUGGAGGGUUCCAACUAGAGGAUGUGGUCGCACAGAGUUCCACGUCAG